AUGGAGCCAGCGUCUGAAGCCCAGCUACGAGAGAAGUCACCAGUGCGACCUUCUGCAGAAACCUCUACAACGAAUACUACAGGAACGAAAGAUGAAGCUCUGGCACUAGCUGGUGAGAAGGCGCGAGCAAUUGAUCCAGCCAUCGAACGUCGUGUAGUCAGGAAAAUCGACCUCUUCCUCAUGCCACCAAUGGUCAUUGGAUACGGACUUGUAUACUACGACAAAGCGAUCCUCGGAAGUGCAGCUCUGUUUGGUAUGACAGCGGAUCUGCACCUUACGAUUGUUGACCGCACGACUACUCCGCCAACGACAAGCACAGAUCGCUUGAGCUGGGCGACCUCAUUGUUCUAUUUCGGCAUGCUGGCAGGUUUGUAUCCAAUGAGUUUCGCACUGCAAAAGUUCAACAUUGGGAAGAUUCUCGGACCCAUCGUCGUACUUUGGGGUGCUAUUUGCAUGUUGACUGCUGCCGUUCAAGAUUGGCGUGGCCUGUUUGUGCAGAGAUUCUUCCUCGGAUUCGUAGAGAGCAUCAUCCCUACUGGGUUCUCUUGCAUCGUUGCCGGUUACUACACUCAGCGAGAACAGACUUUCCGACAAGCUUGGUGGUUCUCUGGGACCGGCCUCUUUACUAUCAUCGGCAGUGCUCUCAAUUACGGAUUCGGGCAAAUCACAGGAGGUGACCUCACAAGAUGGCAGUACAUCUAUCUGCUUGCCGGAGCUCUUACAAUUAUCUUCGGCGGCUGGUGCUUCUUGUUACCGAACUCACCCGUCAGUGCUUGGUUCUUGACUCCGGAAGAGCGGAUUGUCGCUGUGGAGAGACUUCGUAAGGGCCAGACCGGGGUCCGUUGCAAGGAAAUCAAGCUGUACCAGAUCAAGGAAGCCUUGACGGAUGUCAAAGUGUACCUGAUUUUCAUCAUGAUGGGCUGCGCAUACACAGUCAAUGGCGCUGUAGCCGGCUUUGGACCUCUUAUCGUCAGCACGUUUGGCUGGAAUACUCUUCAAUCCAUCCUGCUACAAUUUCCUGUUGGUGGCAUCAGCUGGCUCGGAAUUCUGCUCGCUGGAUUCAUACCACUAUAUGUUCGCAACAUCAGAAUCACUAUCCUAGUGGUCUGCUGCUUCCCCGUUAUUGCCGGCUGCGCCAUGAUUUGGAAAGCAGACUGGACACAUCAUGCCGCCGCCCCGGUGGUGGGCUACUCUAUCAUCGGAUUCUUCGGCCCUGUAGUAUCACUCAUCAUCGCACUCGGUAUGUCUAACGUGGCAGGAGCGACCAAGAAGAGUUUCAUGUCAGCUGCCAUCUUCGUCGCAUACUGUGUCGGUAAUAUCGUUGGCCCACAGCUCAUCAAGAGUGAGACUCGUCGCGAACACUAUCCUGAGCUCUGGACUGGACUGAUCAUCUUCUACUGCGUUGCGAUCGCUGCUUCUCUGGCACUCUACUAUGUCAUGUGGCGGGAGAACCAACGAAGGGAUAGACUCAACCUUAAUGAAGAGGAUGCAGAUCGAUUCGCUUUCAGGGAUCUCACUGACAAGGAGAACCUGCAUUUCAGAUAUGUCUUAUAA
Molecule: messenger RNA, 1554 nt
Organism: Aureobasidium subglaciale EXF-2481
Lineage: Eukaryota; Fungi; Ascomycota; Dothideomycetes; Dothideales; Saccotheciaceae
Exons: 1
Coding region: 1-1554 (517 amino acids)
Biological process (GO): transmembrane transport
Cellular component (GO): membrane
Molecular function (GO): transmembrane transporter activity
Source: RefSeq, a predicted model, not a curated record